AUGGCUGACAAUAGUGCGCCGACGACCUCUAUUGAGGAAUUUGUUCAGACGAAGUUCGACUAUAUUAUCUGUGGUGGUGGAACUGCUGGUCUCGCUGUUGCGGCGCGACUAAGUGAGAAUCCCGAUGUCACAGUUGGCGUAAUUGAGGCAGGAAAGUAUCGCAUCGGCGAUCCCCUGGUUGAUUGUCCGGCUGCUUUCCUUGGAAUGUUUGAGGACCCAGAGUACGAUUGGUGUUUGUACUCGGAGCCGCAGGAAGGUAACAAGGGUCGACGCCAUCAUAUCCCACGAGGAAAGCUCCUUGGAGGCUCCUCCGGCAUCAAUUAUAUGAUGUACGUACGUGGCUCGACACAAGAUUACAAUGACUGGGCUGAGCUCGCCGAAGAUGAGGGCUGGUCGGCGGAGAUCAUGCAGAGAUACAUGCGCAAGCACCAGACCCUUGAGCCCAUUGACCCCUCAAUCAAAGACACAUCCACGAUGCCUUUUGUCGGCGAAUUCCACGGCACUAGCGGGCCCGUUCGAACAAGUUUCAACGACAGUCUCAUCCCAGUGGAAACCGACAUCAUCAAAGCCUGCGACGAGGUAACCGGCUACAGCAAAAAGCCCCUCGACCCCUGGAGCGGCGAUCACAUCGGAUUCUACAACACGCUCGGCUUGAUUGCACGCACUGGCCCAAAUAAGGGCAAACGCAGCUACGCAGCACGAGGAUACUACGAAAACAACCGAGCCACCCGUCCCAACCUAAAAGUCCUCUGCUCAGCACUCGUAAACAAGGUCGUUCUCGAAGGCAACAAAGCAGUCGGUGUCAACUUCACCCACAACGACCAAGAACACACCAUCACCACGAACCGCGAAAUCAUCGUCUCCGGUGGCACUCUCAAAUCACCACAAAUCCUCGAACUCUCAGGAAUCGGCGAUCCAGACGUCCUCAAAGCGGCAGGCGUCGAGUGCAAGGUCGCUAACCCGGCCAUCGGAAAUAACCUCCAAGACCACCCGAUCACAUUCGCGGGAUACGAAACCCAGCCCGACAUCAUGACGCUGGACUCGCUGUACCAGAAUCCCGAACUGAUGGCCGCCGCGCAGAAGCAGUAUGCGGAAACUCAGAGCGGAGUCCUCAGUUGUGCUUCGACUAUGCAGGGCUUUUUCUCGGCGAAGAGUAUCUUGUCCGAGGCUGAGCUUGAAGAAGUGGUGCAGAGUAUUCGCGACGUGAAGCCUACCAGUGCGUUUCAUCAGAAACAAUUGGAGCAGGUCAUCGCUCAUCUCCAGAGUGAUAUUUCUGCGAAUUUGCAAAUGGUUCUCGUUCCUGUUACGGCGCAAAUUGACGGAAUCGAGCACCAACGUAACCUUUUCCCGCCUGCUAAUCCGAAUAGACCAGCUGGGGUGACUUUCGCGCUUUGUCUUCAAUAUCCCGUAGCGCGUGGCUAUGUGCAUAUUGAAAGUGCCGAUCCAACCAAACCCCCCAAAAUCAACCCCAACUACGGCGGCCACGAAGCCGACAUCACCAUCCUAGGCGCCGCCUUCCGCUGGGUCAACAAAGUCCGCCAAUCAUCGCACGUAGCAAACUCGCUCGCAGCACGUACAUUCCCCGCACCGGAUGUCGACCUGACCGAUCUAUCGCAGUGCAAGGAACAAGUACACGAAGCGGUCCUGGGCGAGUAUCAUGUCUGCGGUUCUGUUGCGCUGGGUGAUGCGCUGGACUCGCGAUUGCGGGUGAAGGGGGUGGAAGGGUUGAGGGUUGCGGAUGCGUCGGUGUUUCCGAAUAAUGUUAGUGGAAAUAUUGUUAGUUCUGUUUAUAGUAUUGCGGAGAAGUGUGCGGAUUUGAUUAAGGAGGAUUGGGACUUUGCGCCGUUGAAGUAG
Molecule: messenger RNA, 1854 nt
Organism: Penicillium cosmopolitanum
Lineage: Eukaryota; Fungi; Ascomycota; Eurotiomycetes; Eurotiales; Aspergillaceae
Product: GMC family oxidoreductase
Exons: 4
Coding region: 1-1854 (617 amino acids)
Molecular function (GO): flavin adenine dinucleotide binding; oxidoreductase activity, acting on CH-OH group of donors
Source: RefSeq, a predicted model, not a curated record